Messenger RNA from Synchiropus splendidus (mandarinfish), 8299 nucleotides. It is a transcript of the gene gucy2d, whose product is annotated as guanylate cyclase 2D, retinal. The coding region runs from base 3662 to 7117 and encodes 1151 amino acids. Gene Ontology annotation, molecular function: peptide receptor activity; guanylate cyclase activity; ATP binding. Gene Ontology annotation, biological process: protein phosphorylation; cGMP biosynthetic process; intracellular signal transduction. The record is from RefSeq and is a predicted model, not a curated record. The transcript is spliced from 21 exons. Lineage: Eukaryota; Metazoa; Chordata; Actinopteri; Syngnathiformes; Callionymidae.
GACUGGACACCUGAUCCUACCAAGUCACUGACUGACUCGUCUGUGGUGUCGAACAAAAAGGAUUACUUGUGGUGAUCUGCCGACUGAUUCACGGUGCAAUGUUGCACUUGAAUUGCUGUGCACUAGCAGCCAUGGGAUUUUGUCAUUGGUCACGUAACGAUCUGGGUCUCGUUCAGCCAUCAUGGGCUCUGAUCAGAGAGGUGUUGCUGAAACCCAAGCGCAGGUCUCACAGACUCCUGGCUGGACAGAGGUAGCAAGCAAUGCUAGAAGUUCCAGUGACAAAGAGAGUGAAGCAAACAAAUGCUUUUAGCGAGUGUGUGAGCGCCUUUGAUCGCAAUUCCUCUUGUUUUUGAGAAGUCUUGGCAGUUAGACUCAAUAUACCUCGCAGUACUUUGCUCACAAUGUGCAAGACUUACUUCCCCUUAGAGCAGAUCAGCACCCCAGUAACGUGGUAUUGGUUACACGACCAUGAGAGUCCAAUUGUACCCAGAAAUCACUGCCCAUUUCUUGUUAGAGUGGUCACCUGGGAAGAUUGAAUUGUACCCUCUUUACUCAGUCAAACUGUAAAGUCAACAUCACCUGUGUUGAUAUUACUUCCGCACGUUUUGCACUUGCCCAGCAUUGGUUUGCUUCCCGGCUCGUGAACUGAAUUGCUUUGCUUGAUUUACAGUGGUUAAGAAGCAAGCUGUUGGAAUCUGCUGACCCAAAGUUCAAGGAGGGUUUUGCAGGCUUUGUCUGUGUUUUGACAGAUCUCCCCCCUCGAUAAGGGAUCUCCUGAGGAGAUACGGGGGAACCCGCCGCAGGUACGGCAAGCUUCUCCUGUGCUGAGCGGAGAGCAAGCCUGACCUUGCUUUGAAAUGAUCUCUGUCAGCAGCGUUGGCCAUGUCAAUAAGAGGCUUCCAGGCAGCGGAUCAGUUUAGCACAGCCUCACCUGACUAAUCUGAUUACUUCAACAAGGCUUCUAUCAAAGUGCUGGAGAGGAUCAACUACAAACACAUCUUGAGACAUGUUUAGCUCCAUUUUUAUAUCACAACCAGCGUCAGCAUUCAAGCGGGCGAGAGCGACCCUCCUGAUGUGUCUCGAGUUUGGUCUCCUUUAUGAUCAUGCCAAUAGGGCUAAAUGGAUUAUUUGGAUUCCAGCUGCAGUAAAAGUUCACAUAUUGCCAGGUCAAAAGAUCAACAGCAGACUUUCCGAAGAUUAUCUCAAGAUAUUUUUAGCUCCAGCUCAUAGUUCUUGAGCCUUUAUUAGCAUACUUCUAUGCAAGGAGCGUUGAACUAUCAAUCUGGGGAGCUCCACCUGAAGUCUUUGUAUCUGGGGCGGUUCAGGAAGACCAAAUUCUGCUGCCUUUGUCCAUCCCAAAAUAUCAACGAAAACUGCACCAAAAACCUUGUGGAAGAUGAGCUCAUGUAUCUCUGAGGUACACCACGUAUGAACAUACAGGGGUACCUUGGCGUUUGGAUUUGUUCUGAGCAUACUCGCAACCUGAAGUGCUCAUGACCAUUGGAAACUAUGGGAACUCUCCCCUCCAAAUACACUCCAAACCCAUCGGUCGUGAGGGACCUCACCAGUGGAAGACUCUACCUGGUGGGCUAGCCUCAUGUACGUCCUGACUAGAGGGCAGAGUCUGACCUCAACUGAAGUCCUCUUAACCCAAGGCAUUGCGCGAAUCCUAAAGCCAUGGUUAAGGUAGGUUUUAUUGAUUUUGACCUGUCAUGGCCACCAUUUUUAGCCGCAGAACACGUAUUCAAAUGCUCCACUCUGCCUAGUGAAAUUGUCUCUGAAAGUAACGCCUUCAACUUCUAAGUACGUCUUAGCUGUGCAUGUGCUACGUAGCAAUGGCGUCUACAGGAUCAGUUGCAUCUAUUCUUUGACAUCCAUUAAACAAUGUUUGGGGCAGUGAAAGGUCGCAUCUACAGUCUGCUGCUAUCUGACAUCUUCUGCGGGGCUUUGACAGGCAUGUUUAACUGACUAAGCGCGUGCUACAACCAGGUUAUGUGCGACAGUAAGGCAGCCAGAGAGCCUCGGCGAGGGAUUUAAGUGGGAGCAAGGGGGUUAAAUAAGGCUAAAGGUUCAGAGGGUCUUAAUCUGCGGUGCAGAGAAAUGCACUCGAGUCGUUUGGCUUGUCAAUAACUCGAAUUUUGCUUGCUGUUUACUGGCCAUAGAGUUUUUGUAAACACAUUGACACACAAUUAGAGUUGUCCUCUAACAAAAGAAUCUUUCAUUUUGGACUCUCUUUUGACACUUGUGAUCUUUAUUUUUGAAUUUGAUCUGAGUUUAAUUGUUUUGUUUUUUUUACAUUUCGUUGCGUACAGGACCCAGGUGCAAACACAUUACCAAGUUUUUUUUGGUGGGGAGGGGUUACAUGAAUUUGAAGAGUAGUAAACAAUGAAUUUAUUUGGUUUCUCGAUCAAGGCUUUACACUCCAGUGCAGUUAAAUCUCCGACUACCUUCAGUGACACGUGCAGAUGGUGUGUCUCAACUCAACAAUCAGACCCAACACCCUGAACACUGGAUUAACUCUUCAGUCAGUUGGGGUUAAAAUAGAAUGAUGAUCAAAUCACAGCGUCCGUCUGGCUUUAGCGUUAUCUUCAACAAAAUCCGCAAAUGUUUGUUCCCCCUGUGAACUCAGCAGCGCCCUGGUAAACCACCGCCCCUCUGUCAAGCUAUCCCAGAUGAGAUUAAUCCCUGCGAGGCGGAGUGAGAAGCCAAUCAUCCGCCGUGGACGCAGAGUUGUACGGCUGCUGCUCCACGUGGAGCGCGGCAUUAUUUUAGAGGAAGAAAGGUAACAAGCCAGGGACUGUCGAAGUCAGUCCUCACCUUCCAUGAGCUCAAAAGGCCUGUGAUCUUGGAUUUAAUCAGCAAACCAGUAUCGUCUUUUAGUGACUAGAAUGCCUUUGUUGUCAUUGUCCAUAAAAUGUUCGACAAAAUUCCACGUCUCUGCUGACACUUACUCAUGAAAUUAGAGUUAUUAAAAGUAAUUUGGUUUAAUCAGAGCACAGUUUUAAUGAUGCUGCUAUUGUGUGAUUUAUUAAAAUGCUUUCAUUUACUCGCCAAAAUCAUCUGAAUUUGCAGCUACUUUCACUCUUUAAAACUCAACUAAAGCCGCGGUACACAAACGCACACACUUCACACCUGCUUACACUGUGUUCCCACACUAGUAUGGAUUAAAAGCUAAAGAAGGCUGAGAAGUCAAAGCCUGGCCGUCCUUCCAUCCCUGCCCACUUUAGCCAACAGACAUUUUUAAGUCCAGCUGGGCCUCUGCUCGGUGGUUUGGGGUCGGGUCAGCAAAAACGACCACCGUCCGUCUCUCUGAAGAUGUGUGGACUUGUGCUGCUUUACAUGUCUUUUGUAGAGCUCGCUUUCAAGAGGAGAUAGAGGCGCAGUUUGGAUUACCUAUGCUGUUUCUUCAAGAGCAAGGGCCCGCUCUGCGCAAUCCCACCGGACUUCUCUUCAACCCAGAACAACCCUGACAUGGACCCUUAGACGGAAAACCCCACUCCCGGUUCUGAUGACUUGGGGUUGUGCCGGCACCAGUCCAUCUUUGGACUAGACUCCCGCCGGGAGACGUUCCCACCCACAGACACAAACCUACUUCCCCGGACACCAUAGAAAACGUAGCUUCUCUUUAGCCUGCCGGUGCUUCCGACUUGCCUGCGAGGAAAUGGCAAGUCACAAAGAUCCUCGCCUUCUGCACAACCUCUCCUAUCAUCCUCGAUGGAAACAGAACACUCAGAAAACAAAGCGGAAAAGAUGCAUCCAGAGGGUUGCAAGAGACGACUACAGUGCUCAUAGUGUAUUUCAAUCUUCAUCAGAGUUCUCACAACCAACGCACCAACAAGCACCGUGCUCGCCGGUACAACGCGCGAAAGGCUGUUGGCAAACACGCUUUCUUCUGCCUCUACUCCUGGUCUCUUUUCUUCCGUGUCAUGCCUGGGCGACCACUUUCAAGAUGGCCCUAGUAGGACCUUGGACUUGUGACCUCCUGUACUCAAAAGCUCUCCCUGAUGUUGCAGCGCGCCUUGCAAUAAAUCGUAUCAACAAGGACCCCUACCUCAACAAAGGCUACUGGUAUGACUAUACGCUGAUAACUGAAGACUGCAAGUCAUCUCGUGCCCUGGCUCGAUUUGCUGACCUGGAAGGCUACGGCUCGGCCUAUCUGGGUCCGGCGAACCCUGCGUACUGUGCUUCUGCUGCUUUGUAUGCUAAAGAGUGGGACACUGGAAUUCUUUCUUGGGGGUGUCUGAAACCAGAUAUGAAGAAAGGAAGGAUGUAUCCCACUUUCCUGCGGCCACUGCCCUUGUCCUCCAACGUUCUCUUCAGUGUACUGCGCUAUUUCCGGUGGGCCCAUGUGGGUAUCAUAUCGGAGGAGACCGACUUGUGGGAGGCCACCGGGAACGAGCUGGCGUCUUCACUCAGAGCGUUGGGCUUACCUGUCAACCCUGUGGUGACAAUGCCGGCGAACAAGGACGGACCACGGAGAGCCCUGACCAAAAUACGUGAAACAGACCGCGUCAGAGUGAUCAUCAUGUGCAUGCCUUCCGUCCUGAUUGGAGGGGAGAGCCAGGAGCAGCUUUUGGUCACAGCCUUGGACAUGCGAAUGAUCGACCGUGGCUACAUAUUCAUCCCAUACGACACUCUUCUGUACCCCCUCCCCUACAACAAUGCGUUCUACUACAUGCUAGGCAAUAACACCAAGCUGCGGAAAGCCUACGACGGCGUCCUGACCAUCACUGUGGACUCCGAGGAGUACAAUUUCAACGAUGCCUUUAGAAACGCACAGAACAACUAUGAAAUCCGCAGCAGCACCCCGCCGGAACAGGUUUCCCCGUUCUUCGCCACCAUCUACAACAUGAUGUACUUCACCGCUAUGGCUACCGAGCACGCACGAGUCAGCACAGGCCGCUGGGUUUCUGGCGAGGUCCUGGGUGCCAGCGAAGGCGGCUUUGAUUUCAAAGGGUUCAAUCAGCACGUGAGGGCCAGCAGGAACGGCGAGGGAAUGCAGACCCGCUACGUUGUUCUGGACUACAGCGGCAUCGGGAACUCGCUGUACUCUACUCACGCUCUGGAAGCUGCACAUACUGAUGGCAAGAUCGGCGGCCUGAAAUAUCUGGGACGCUCCAUCCAUUUUGCGGGCAGCACGCCCUACAAGGACUCCAGUUGCUGGUUUAGCCCAUAUUUUGCCUGCUCCGGAGGUCUGGACUCAGCCACUCUGUUCUUCCUCUUCCUCUUCUUUGCCGUCAUGGUUGGGCUUGGAGUGAACUUUCUGAUCAAUUACAAGAAAAGUGGCAGGGUUGGCUUUAGCUUUGGAGGGGGUACCUCGAAUGGAUCUUCUAAGGUGGUCCUGACCCUGGAUGACCUGGUCUUCAUCAACACUCAAAUCAGCAAAAGGAAGCUCAAUGAUGAGAGCAUCAUGAAGAGUCACAUUGACAUGAAAACCCCUCACCACUCGGUGUCGGGCCGAAGCUACAUGGCCUCCUCCCCGGAUAGUUCCAAUGUGGCUGUGUUUGAGGGGGACUGGGUGUGGCUGAAGAAAAGUCCAGUCGGAGCGGUUUCCAGUGUCAACAUCAGCACGGAGAACAUCUUUAUCAAGCUCCGAGACAUGAGGCACGAAAAUCUCAACCUCUUCUUGGGACUGUUCUUCGACUCUGGCAUUUUCGGCGUGGUGACGGAGCACUGCACCAGGGGCAGCUUGGAGGACCUUCUUAACAACGAGGACGUGCGUCUGGACUGGAUGUUCAAGUCUUCCCUCCUCAUAGAUUUGAUCCGGGGGAUGAAAUACCUGCACCAUCGUGGCAUCGUCCACGGACGACUCAAGUCGCGGAACUGCGUCGUAGACGGCCGUUUUGUGCUGAAGGUGACUGAUUAUGGCUACAAUGAAAUUCUGAAUGCCCUGGGCAUCAACAGUGACGAGGAGAAGCCUGAGAAUCUGCUGUGGACGGCUCCUGAGUUGCUGAGAAGUUCCAGUCUCAGGAGAAGGGGAACCUUCGCUGGAGAUAUUUACAGCUUUUCCAUCAUUGUGCAGGAGGUUAUCUCGAGGUCUUCACCUUUCUGUAUGCUUGACAUGCCUGCCAAAGAGAUUGUCAGCAAAGUCAAAGACCCUCCUCCGUUGUGUCGACCGGUCGUGUCCGUGGACGAGGCUCCGCUCGACGUCAUCCAGGUGAUGAGGCAGUCCUGGAGUGAAGAGCCAGAGAAGAGGCCGACCUUUGAGGAUGUUUUCAGACAGUUCAAGAGCAUCACGAAGGGACGGAAGACCAACAUCAUCGACUCAAUGCUGCGCAUGUUGGAGCAAUACUCCUCCAACCUGGAGGAUCUGAUCCGAGAGAGGACGGAGGAGCUGGAGGUGGAGAGGCAGAAGACAGACAAUCUGGUGGCUCAGAUGUUGCCAAAGUCUGUUGCGCAGGCGCUGAAGACCGGCAAGCCAGUGAAACCUGAGCAUUUCAACGAGGUCACCCUGUACUUCAGCGACAUUGUUGGCUUCACCACCAUCUCAGCUCUCAGUGAACCCAUAGAGGUGGUCGACCUGCUCAACGACCUUUACACAUGCUUCGAUGCCAUCAUCGGGCUUCAUGACGUCUACAAGGUGGAAACCAUAGGCGACGCCUACAUGGUGGCCUCUGGAGUCCCCACCAGAAACGGAAACCGCCAUGCCGCUGAGAUGGCCAACAUGUCUUUGGACAUCCUGCACUGCAUCGGCACCUUCAAGAUGCGGCACAUGCCGGAGCUCAAAGUCCGGAUCAGGAUCGGCCUGCACUCCGGCCCCGUGGUGGCGGGGGUCGUGGGUCUCACCAUGCCUCGCUACUGUCUCUUCGGAGACACCGUCAACACUGCGUCUCGGAUGGAGUCCACCGGUUUGCCUUACAGAAUCCACGUGAAUCAAAGCACAGUUGACGUCCUCAACAGCUUGAAACUGGGAUAUAAAAUAGAAGUCAGAGGUCUGACGGAGUUGAAGGGUAAAGGCAUUGAGAACACCUAUUGGCUGGUUGGAAAGCAGGAUUUCACCAAACCUCUGCCAAAACCUCUGGACCUGAAAGGGGGAGGCAACCACGGUAUCAGUAUCGAAGAAAUUCCUGAAGACAGAAGACAAAAGUUCCUGGACCGGCAGAAGAAGAUGGGCUAGUUUAGGUUGUCAGGUUGACAUUACUUGCUUAGUUAAUCAUCUGAUGGGUCACUCGGUCACUCCGUGGAAAGGUCACCACUCCAUUGUUUCUGAGGUUUAAUCAUCUAUUUUUACAUGUGAAUUCAAAAUUCAGAAUUCAAAAAGUUCCACUCAAGUAGACGCUCGUAAUGGUCAGCUUAGUUAGUGAGUUUAUUCAGAUAAUUUGGGCCUAAAAGGAAGAAUUAUGAUUCAUGAGCCUGACUCAGUGCUGUAAUGGGACGCAACACUGAAGGACACAAAUAUUAUUUCCAAAAACUGAGCAGAUUGUAAACCACUUCUGAGCUAUAUUGACAAACGCUUUGCAUAAACGUACUUGUGGGGCAACGUUCUGCCUGGUAAAUGAGUUAUUUAGUUUGAAUAUGUGAUUCAAAUGUCAAUUAGAAGUCAACAUUUUAACAGUAUUUCAAUACUCUUAACAACAGAGCUCAAGCUAUUUCAUUAGCUUGAACCACUACAUCAAGCUUUUCACCUCAGUGUUGGCUGUUGCAUUCAGAGUCGCUUCCUUUCUGGAUAUUGAACAGCCAAUAUUAGUGAAAACCACGACAUCAUAUCAUGAGUCUCUGGAGUCUGUGGUACAGAAGAAAGACUUGUGUGCCGAGUCAAAAGCAACAAGAGCUUUUAUGAAGCAAGACAACAAAGAUCUCAGUCAGCAUGAGUGAACAAUCAUCAGCAGAUUGAACCUUUUCAUCUGCAUCUUCUGUGUCGGGCUCCCUGCUAUUAUCUUGUCCAUUUGAUCGGCCCUCGGGUUCCGCACAUCAUGGAUGACACGCGUGACAAAAGCAGUUUCUGUGUCGCUCGUUUUUGAACUGCGAUUGUGUAAAUACUGUAUAUUUGUACAUAAUUAGUGUGGCUUUGUGUCCUGCCAAGUGAAGGACGAAACCCUGGGACCGAAACUGCUUCCUCUCUGAAAAACUUGGAAGUGGAUGAUGGUGAGCUGAACUUCCAUCCCUGUGUUUGGUCUGCUGGUCACUUCCAACACGCCGCGUCUCUGCAGCAGCUCAUGCUCAUCCUCAAUCCAAAGACUUUUGUGUUUCCAGCCGCACAUGACGGAACAUCUCAGUUAGCAUCUUCAUCAUCUUCUUUUUUUUUGCCAAAUAGAUAGACCCAAUGUUUUUAAAAUGUUUAAGUGAAUAAAAUAUUGUU